Molecule: messenger RNA, 7980 nt
Organism: Lethenteron reissneri (Far Eastern brook lamprey)
Lineage: Eukaryota; Metazoa; Chordata; Hyperoartia; Petromyzontiformes; Petromyzontidae
Gene: REST
Product: RE1 silencing transcription factor
Biological process (GO): positive regulation of transcription by RNA polymerase II
Cellular component (GO): nucleus
Source: RefSeq, a predicted model, not a curated record
AACACCCCAACAACACCCUACACCCAACAUCUAGCACAACACCCCAACCCCCAACCCAACAAACCAACUUUCAACAACCACCCCAAUCAACGCCAACACGCCCGCUUCUACCGGAAAAUGCCACUCGCCGUUCGUAACGAAUCGGCAGGAAUCGAUGUCCUCUGUACUUAUGCAAUUGGUACUACAGUACCGUCAAACUUUAUUGUUGUAUUACUCGGUGAUUUGCUUUAGCGUUCCUAUACAUACUUUGCACUCAUGUCUGUGGUUUUGUAUUGUUUCUUGUAACUUUCUGACCCCAUGCUCCCCCCUUUACUGGACAAUUUGUAACAAAAAAGAGCUUAUUAGCUCAUCGGAUUUCUCCAGAACAAAUAGAGACGACAAACUCAGACAAGCCACGCAUCUUCUGGAAGACACCCACUCUUCCAGAAGAUUCUUCUGGAAACCCGUGAAAUGGCAAUCGAACGGGCAGUAGCAUCUUCCGGAAGGUUAUUUUCAACGAAAGCGUCAAUCGAACGGGCAGUAGCAUCUUCCGGAAGACGAAGACCCUUCUUCUUCCGGAAGAUAUCUUCCGGAAGAUCGGCAGAAGUGAAGAUGGGCAGAGGCGCCCGGUGAUGGCGGAGCCCUCAAAGCGGCGCUGUGAAGGAAUGCGGCCGAGUUGAGCGAGCGCGGAGAACCCCGCGGAUCUCCUCCAUCAAACCCCCGGCUUCUUCCAGGGCCCACGGCGAGUCCCAAACUUCUUCCAUCGAGAGCCGGCUCCAAGAUGGCUUCGGGGGCGGUGAGCAUGGCCUGUUACGCCGGCGAGGUCCCAGCGGCGUCGUCCACCGAGUGCGGCACCAGUGAGGGGCCCCUGAUGGCCGAGCUGAAGACGGUGGCGGAACUGGCGCUGAUGUCGGAUGUCGACAUGAGUUACGACGAUGACGAUGAUGACAACGAUGAUGGUGGCAGUGGCGGCGUAAGGGGAAGAGGUCUCAUGAAGCCCCUUUCGGAUGAUGAUGACGAUGACAACGGCAUGAGCCUGCGGCUGCCCGACCGCUUCGCCCAAGAGCUCUCAAAACUCGAAGCAGCUGCAGUGGCGGCUGCAGCCGCAUCAGCCGCGUCAGCGGAGGCGGCCGCGGCUGCGGCAGCAGCAGCGGAAGCAGCGGCGGCGGGGCCGGUGCCGGCCGCGAUGAAACUGGAAGAGGGCGCGCGCAGUGCUGUUGGUUACUUCCGCAAAAUCACGGCCACCCCUGUUCCUUCUCGGCCACCAAUGUUGGUGCAGGAACCGCUGACGGCCGUAGAGCCUUGCGUGCCGCGGGCAGGUGAGGAGCAGGCUUUGACUGGAGAGUCUGGGCUGCCCGUGGGUGGUGCGGCGGUGGCGGCAGCGGUGGUGGUGACGGCGGUGGAGAAGGAGGAGGACGAGGCGGUGGUGGGGAGCGGUGGUGAGGCGAGGUCCAGGGGUUCCCGGCGCCCGAAGAGCUUCUUCUGCCGUCCCUGUCAGUUCACGACGACCUCCGAGGCGGAGUUCCGACAUCACAUCAGCUCCCACGGAGCCAAAAAAUACCUGCUGGAGCAGCAGGGUGAGACGAACGUGCGCACGCAAGCGCACACGGCCGCGGGUGGUCCCAUUCGCUGCGAGAAGUGCGGCUAUAACACGAAUCGCUACGACCAUUACCUAGCGCACCUCAAGCACCACGAGCGCGUUGCCGGCGCAGCGCUGCCGCCGAGCCCGGUGGUGCCACCCCUUCGCCAACCCAAUGAACCGCGCCCCAGUGAGAACCGGGAGAACCGCUCGGCGGUGGCGGCGCCGGUUCUCGCACCAGCUUCGGCACCGGUAGUUGAAGGAGGAGCGACGGUGCAGAGCAGCGAGCGAGUUUUCCGCUGCGUCCUGUGCUUGUACAGCACGGUGAGCGAGUACCACUGGAAGAAACACCUGCGCAACCACUUCCCGCGCAAAGUGUACACCUGCGGGUCCUGCUGCUACUACUCGGACCGCAAGAACAACUACCUCCAGCACCUGCGCACACACACAGGUGAAAGGCCCUACCAGUGUCCACACUGCAGCUACUCGAGCUCACAGAAGACUCACCUCACCCGCCAUAUGCGCAUACACUCGGGCGAGAAGCCUUUCCACUGCGACCGGUGCACCUACGUCGCGUCCAAUCAGCACGAAGUGACGCGUCACCUGAGACAGGUCCACUCGGACGGGCCCAAACCACUGGUGUGCGGCGAGUGCGGCUACCGCACGGCCGACCGCAGCAACUACAAGAAGCACGUAUUGCUGCACACGUCUCCACGGCGCUUCCCCUGUCCCGCGUGCUCCUACGCCGCCUCCAAGAAGUGCAACCUCACCUACCACCUGCACUCCAAGCACCCCACCUACACUGGCACUGCUACCACCGCUGCCACCAUGGCAGCCACCACCACCACAGUCGUGACCGCGGCUCGGCAGCAGCAGCCGCCACCGCCGAUGGUUUCACCGGCACCUCCGGCAUUGUCGUCGUCAGCGACAAGCGUGAAGGUGGAGGGAGCGUCGAGCAAGCGGUCCGUUGUGUGCGGUAAAUCGGACACCGGCAGCGGUGGCGGCUGUUGCACCGCAAAAGUAAAUGGCGUUAAGAGGGAGGGUAGGGGCAGAAAACGGCAGGGAGGGGCAGUGGCGGCAGCAGUCGCGGCUCGUGGUAGGGCUGGUGGGCCGCCGGGGGUGAUGGGGCCGGCUAAGGAGACCCCGGAGAAGAAAGUGAAGUGCGAGGAGAAAGCGACAGCGGUGGGGAGGGAGGCAUCGCAGCCGGCGCUGCCCUCUCCGUCAUCACCGCGGCCUCCUCCAGCUAUGAUGGAGGAAGCGGGUGCAGAGCUGGAGUGCGAGGAGGUGACGUCGUCCAUUGUGAAGGCCGCGAAGAGGAGGGGUAGGCGGCCCAGCCUCAAGAUGGCCGCCCUCGCAAUGGAGGCUGAGGCGCCUGUCGGGCGGAGUCGGCGUCGGGGCAGGAAGAGGAAGAGCAAGGAAGAGGAGCAGAAGGGCGAUGAUGAGGGUGUCAAAAAGCUCCGCAAUGAGAGCGAGCAUGUCAAAGGGGUUGUUGGGAAAAAUGCGAAAAAGCUCAAAGCGACCGUCAGGAAGAAGGCGGAAUCAGUGGUGAUGGAGAACCGUGGGGGAGGUUACAGCCGGAAGAAGCAGCAGAGGAAUAGCGAGAAGAUCGAGGCGGUGCCUCCCACACGCAAGCGCAAGACGACUUCUGGUGGUGACGAUACAAACGAGGUGAACGGCCGAGAGGGUGCCACCACAGCAGCGUGCCCUCCGAGUCGAAGGAGAGGCCGCAGAAGCAAGGCCAAUGUUGUGGUGAUGCUGGCAGCAGAUGAGGAAGGGGAAGCAGCAUCGUGUGAGAGAGCGAGUGAGCCACCGUUGCCACCAUCAUCAACAUCACCGCCGCUCACGCAGGAAGCAAUACUAGCAGCAGGAGUUAUUAAACAGGAAGUGACGCCACCAGUUUUACCGAUACCUUUGAAAAACCAGGAAGUGAAUGACAGCACGGGAGCGGUGACGUUGCUGGUGAAACAGGCGGAGGAAGUAACGUUUCUGACAAACCCCACGCAGGAAGUGACGUCCCUAGUGCAGUGCACGCAGGAAGCGACGUCACCCGUGAAGCAAGUGCCGGAAGUGGAGCUGCCGGUUCCAAAAUCACAGCCGGAAGUGCCCCACCCGCCUGCGCUUUCACCGCUGCGACAUCAGCCGCCGUACUUCUCGCUGAAGCCGGAGGCGACGACUUCGGUUGCAAGUGGGAAGCAAACGAGGGCAGCACAGAGACGCCGCCUCUCAGAUAAGCCGCAGGCGUUUUCCGGCAAGCGCAGCCAAUCGCCGCCGGCGCUUUGCAUGCACGAUGAGGAGGGGUCGCUGCAGUCGACUUUGAAACCAGCAGAUGCCGUCACCUCCAGCCGCCCCCGCAGGGUCCCAGCGAAGCGUGCGCCCAAACGAAAAAUCAAUGGUGGCCGCAAAUCCGUUGCCAAGUCUUGGGCUAGAAAUUGCGGCCCAGUGGAGUCCCCGGAUUCAAAGCCACAGCCAGCUAGCUGUGAGGGAGCUGUGGCAGCGACGGCGGCGGUGGUUGUAGUCACGGCGAGAGCCGAGGAGAUGCCAGCAGCGGGCUCCCCACCCGCGCCAUCACCUCCAAUUUCCGGUGCGCGCUCACACUUAGCGACCUGCGCCGGCCCGAGCGGUGCUGCCGGAGUCGGCUUCCUGUGCCGAUUUGCACCGGAGCCUAACAGCGGCAGAACCGGCUGGAAUCAACCGGGCAGCGACGAGGACCGGGGGGGGCCUCGCAUGAGCGACGCCUUCGCUCGCGCCCUGCAGCUGCAGAGGGUCGACCACCGCCAACAGCUACAGCAGCAGCAACAGCACCUGCAUCGCCUGUACCACCUACGCAGCUACUUGGUCCGGCGGGAGCGCAGCUACGUCCACAGCAGCGGUGCCUUCGACGGCGCAAGCUGGUUGAAGGUCGGCACGGAGUUGUGCGGCGCCCGACAGUGCCGGGAGGCUGUUGCAGCAGUGGCAACGGCGCCUCCCUCUACACCGAGCGAUGACGGCAUGGAGUCGCCGCUCUCCCUGGACUCGGACGGCCCAUUUACACGACACGAUUACAGCACCGCCCACCAGCAGCAGGAGGGGCGGCCGCGCACCAGCGGAGACGAGGGGCGUGGGGAGAUGGACGAGGACGAGGGGAUCCACAGCCACGAUGGAAGGUCAUCGCCCGAGCGCUGCUUUGACGAUGACGAGAAGGAGAGGACGGGAGAGGAAGAAGAAGCGCGAGCGAGGAGGAAGAGCGAGCGGCGGCGCUGCCGGCGCCGGCGCCAGGCGUUUGAGCAGAAGCCGGAUCUGGGAGGAGUCUGCAAUGUGACGCCAAUCAUAUCUCAACUGACGACGGAGGUUGUGCCGAUACCACCACCACCACCACCAGCGGCGCUGCCACUGCCGCCGGAGCCGCUGCAGAAGGGGCCGAUGCUGCCGCUACCUUGGCUGAGGCCGUCGCCUGGGCGGUCUCCUGUGACCCCCAGGGGGCCCGUGCCACCGCCGCCGCUACAGACACGGGGAAUGUGCGUGUUCUGCGACCGGCAUUGUCACGGUGACGCCGACUACACGUUCCGCCUGCGGCGAAACCUGGUGAACGUGUACUACCUGGAGCGCGAAACGGCUGGGCAGAAUGUCAGCAAUGGAGACGUAGAGGGAGAUGGCGGACACUGCGCAGGGCACCAUGUGGGGCAGGGAAUGAAACGUGCCGGAGAGGGAGACGGGGAGAGAGAAGGGGAGAAAAUUGCGAAGAAUGACGGAGAGACAGGUGGGAAGGAAGAUGGGGAGAGAGAUGAGGGGAAUAAUGGAGGGAGAGAUCGGAAGAAAAUAAGGGAGAAAGACAGGGAGAAGAUCACAGAUGACGCUGGAGGGAAAGACACCGAAUUGGAGAGGGUGACGGGGGAUGCAAAUGGGAAAGAGGACGUGGUCAGCCAACAGUGUGGGCAUCAAAAGAGGACGAAGGAACAGUCCACACAGACCGUGUUGUCUCGAGAAGACGACACACAGACCGACGUACCUCGGGAACAGGAUGCGAAGGCCGACGCACCCAGAGAGUGGUGUGCACAACAAGAUGAUGCAUCACCUAAAGAUCGAGACGUGCGGAGUGACUCGUCCAGGGAGCCCGACGCACACGCCGACGCGUACAGAGAUCAGGACACGCAGACCUACAUAUUGCGAGAGCAAUACACACAGACCGACGCUUGCAGAGCACCGGGCACACAGGCCCGUGGAGCGAGAGAGCAGGAGACACAGACUGACCUGGCUGUGGAGACGAGUUGAGACACGCUGAGGCCCGCAGGGCGGGGGGGCCAGGGAGAAAGGGGGGGCAUCGUGAUGUUGGGGGCCCCAUCCCCACCCCCUGUGAUGUUGGCAGCGAAGGUGCUUUGACAGUGGUGUGCACCGGACCUGCUCCUGCCGAUGUUGCCACACAGUCUUUUUGGUCCCACACCUGAACUAGUGCCUACCAGUGACUACCAGUUGGUGCUUGCCAGGUAGUGCCUCCCUUGGUCUACCAGCCAGUGUCUAUCAGCCAAAGCCUACAAGUUUCUGCAAGUUUCUGCCAGCAAGGGGCUACGAAUUAACGCUUAUCAGUGCCAACUAGCUAGUGCCUUAGAGUUCUACCAGCCAGUGCCUACCAAUGCCUACAAGUGUUGUCCACCAAUCAAUGCUUACCAGUAUUUACCAAUGCCUACGAGCCAGUGGAUACCAGCUCUGCCCGCCAAUGGAAACUGGCCUCCCGUUCUUUCGCCUUAACCCGGAAGCAGUGUUGCCAGAUGAGAGAUGAGUUCCUCUGAAUCGGAGAGCUUCAGUGAACCCACAGCACGUGGGUCUGUCCGUGACCUCCUGCUAGCGAGCCUUCGACGCUUCACAUGGCCUAAAAGUGCACGUAGCCAGGCACAAGCGCCGGUAAUGUCACCGCCGCUUCGUGGCAAAUGGCUGCAGCUGUUACCCACAAUAGGGUGUUGAUAAGAUACUGAGUUGAAUUAAUUAUAAUGGUGAUGACGAGGCUUUAGUCUGGGUUCUUUAAACGCUCGCCUCACUUGACAAUCGUAGAUUCUUAGUUGCGGGAUGUUUACUGGACAGAUGUCGAUGACAUCUGUGAAAAAGAGCUUUAUAGCUCUGUGGAUUCCUCCAGUAUGAAUAUUCUGAUUCUGUUUUGUAUUUAAAGGACAAACGCUGGUGUGUUUGGGGGUUUUAUCUGAAGUCUUCCCAAGUGCCUUACCCCCGGUGUUAUGUUACCUGUACAAGUGUUUUUAUCCGUGUUACCCAUGCACACGUGUAGUUACCAGUGGUGUAACAGGUGGCGCGUAACGUGUGGACAUGCGCGGUGUUACCCACCUUACACGAUCAUUGUUAUCCGUGUCAGCUUUUUUCUUGUAUGCGUGUAUACACGUAACACGUAUUAUGUUGUCUUUCUGUCUACCAGCGCAUUUCCCCAGUGGCUUCAUAUCAACCUUUAGCCUUCAGUCGCCAUUUCUUCUUGAAGUGGUAUGGAAUGUUGAGAGAAAGAGGCUGUGCAAUUGUAUAAUUUUAAAAGCCCCAUUUGUGUUUUUUUCCCAUGUUAAUCGCAAGUACCAAAGAGUAGUAGUGAGUGUGGGUUGAUAUCGGUGUAGAGCUGUGCUUUCGAGUGAAACAAUAGUUUGGAGGUCACUCAAUUUUAAGAUUCGGGAGAAUUUUGGUCUUGAGACUCAAGUGUCCCCGUCUCUACGGGGUGGUGAGACUUGGGACCACAGGGUGUUAAGAAUCGAUAUUUAGCUCAAGGAAAUCAGUUUGUAAACACGAUCUUGAGUCGAGUAUCUCAAUUCAGAAAAAAGUGUCACGGUCAGUCUUCAAUAGAAUAUCGUGUUCCCCGUAAGACCGGGUCACUGGAUCUACUUUGCCAAAUUUGAGCGCUUGACAGAUUUGGUGACAUUGAGCGAUACUCACACAAGCCAACGACCCUUCGGCGUUAAUCCCAUGAUCCUGUCUGCCGAGUAAAGAAAAUGUUGCUCAGAUGAAUGUGUGAUUCCAUUAUGGGAUUCCAGAGGUCAGUUAUAUGAAACGUGUCCAGUGAUAUUUCCCCUCGGUUUGCAAUGUAUAUCGACGUGAAGCAAGCGAGGAUUUCCCCUUCAGGAAUUUUAUGCAACUCGUCACAGGAUUCUGCGAGUGCCAAUUGUCACCCCCAUUACAUUUCCCAUGGCUUUCACAGAGGACGACACACGCAGUUUUGAACUCUCCAUGGACAAUUCCGGUUUAGAGCCUGUAACGAUUCAGUCGUGAUUUUUAAUGAGUUAUCCUGUUGUGUGGUCAUGAAUUUGUCUCAAAGGUCUAUAUUUUUACGUUGUAGUCCAUGCAGAGUCGAUAAUGGAAUCGAGAGGUUCUUUAUUGGUGUAGCCGUGUUAAUCCAUGGGGGGAGCUGUGAAUAUGUAGAAUCUAAAGUUGCACAACUGUUGAAUCUGCAGUGGGAGGGUGUG